GGAGGAAUCCUACAGUGGCAGGGUGCUUGGGCUGUCUCUUUCUUUGUCCAGAGCCUUAUGUAAGAGCUUUUCUUGGGAAACAGGAAGUCCUGCCUGCCAAGUUCAGCACACAGGGAGUAGUGCAGGCCUUAUUCCAACACACCCGGCCUGGCCUUAACCCCAGAACUCAGCCAGUUUCUUGCUUCCGCGACCCUGGUUCUCCUCCCCACUGACGCCCUCCCCUUCUUUCCCACCUUUGGUCUCUCUCAGCAAACUGCCCCAGAGAUCUCGCCUGUGCCCGGGCCAGAGGGUCUUCCACUCUCACCCCUUGACCCUCAAUGCUGCCCAGCUCGUCCCUCCAUCCCGGCUCCUGGCACCAUGCCCCAUAGCCAGCCAACCUUCCCUCCCCCACUUCUGGGGCCGCCCUGGGGUUCCUGCGCUCUGGCCGCUCCUCCUGGGUGUCACUGGCAGCCCUGUCCUUCUUAGAGAGACUGACACCAAAUUCUCCUGAGGCUGGAGGAGGGUGAGGGGUCUCAGGACAACACUGGCCCCGCAGCGGGGUGCCAGGAGCACCAACAGUGCCCCAGCUUGCUUUCUGCCUCCCUCCUUUUUAUUCUCAAGUUCCUUUUUAUUUCUCCCUUGCGUAACGCCCUUCUUCCCUUCUGCACCACUGCCUGCACGCCGACCCUCCCCGUCACCUCCUUGCUACCCCACUCCUGAGGCUACAGCUGUUGGCAGGGUCCCCAGCUCAUGCCGACCUCAUCUCCUUCUUUACUAGCCCCCAAAGGGUCCCCGGGAGACAUGGGGGGCCCAGUCCGAGAGCCGGCACUCUCAGUUGCCCUCUGGUUGAGUUGGGGGGCGGCUCUGGGGGCUGUGGCUUGUGCCAUGGUUCUGCUGACCCAACAAACAGAGCUGCAGACCUUAAGGAGAGAGGUGAGCCGGCUGCAGAGGACUGGAGGGCCCUCCGAGAAGGGGGAAGGGUAUCUGUGGCUGAGCCCCCGGGAGCAGAGCUCUGAUGGCGUGGAAGCCCGGGAGAAUGGGGAGAGAUCCCGGAGAAGGAGAGCAGUAAAACAGAAGAAGAAGCGCUCAGUCCUGCAUCUUGUUCCCGUUAACAUCACCUCCAAGGAGGACUCUGAUGUGACAGAGGUGAUGUGGCAACCAGCUCUCUGGCGUGGGAGAGGCCUGGAGGCCCAAGGAUAUGUCAUUCGAGUCUGGGAUGCUGGAAUUUAUCUGCUGUACAGCCAGGUCUUGUUUCACGAUGUGACUUUCACCAUGGGUCAGGUGGUAUCCCGGGAGGGCCAGGGAAGGCAGGAGACUCUAUUCCGAUGUAUACGAAGCAUGCCCUCCAACCCCGACUGGGCCUACAAUAGCUGUUACAGCGCAGGUGUCUUCCAUUUACACCAGGGGGAUACCCUGAGUGUCAUAAUCCCCCGGGCAAGGGCGAAACUUAGCCUCUCUCCACAUGGAACCUUCCUGGGGCUUGUGAAACUGUGAUUGUGUUGUAAAAGGUGGUUCUGAGCUUGGAAGACCAGGGUGGGUUCAUUUUGGAGACAGCCAAGAGCUGACUAGACAAAGGACAGGGAACAGUCAGGAACAGAGGCCUCUUCUGGGUUUG
This is a messenger RNA of Lipotes vexillifer (Yangtze River dolphin), 1594 nucleotides long. RefSeq names its product TNF superfamily member 13 (gene TNFSF13). The transcript is spliced from 6 exons. The coding region runs from base 730 to 1473 and encodes 247 amino acids. Gene Ontology annotation, molecular function: receptor ligand activity; tumor necrosis factor receptor binding. Gene Ontology annotation, cellular component: membrane. NCBI's taxonomy places the organism in Eukaryota, Metazoa, Chordata, Mammalia, Artiodactyla, Lipotidae. The record is from RefSeq and is a predicted model, not a curated record. Gene Ontology annotation, biological process: positive regulation of B cell proliferation; positive regulation of isotype switching to IgA isotypes; immune response.